UUCCCACAUGACCUGAAGGCAGCCUCAGAUGAUGAGAGUGGGUCAUCAGCUGCAGACAGGCAGGUGUGGUCGAGACAUUCCGGGGAACCAGCGACUCCACCGGGACAAAAACAACGUUUACCACGGAUAUGUAAACAAGACCCUGCGACAAACCAACAAGUACACCUAAAUGACCAAACACCUUGUAAACCUGGACUGUAUAACCCUCCUUGUGUGGGAUUGGCUUUUCACCCAUCGCGCAGAGGAACUGGACUGAAAUUAAAGGAGCGGCUUAAAAGAACCUCUGCAGAUGUAACCACGACUGAACUGCAGAGAGAAAGAGGAACGUCUCGGAUUCUCGCUUCUCCCUUUUAUAAAAAAAAAAAAGGCAUGGAGUUAAUGAGUAAGCGGUGGUGGAUUUCAGUGCAAUAACACCCGUCCAUUUGCUUGUCAGAGCAACAACCACCAAAUGCUUGGUUUGAAUGGUUUGAAUGCAUAGACCUCUGCAUUAAAGGAGAGUACACCCUUCACUGACACAACUGUGGAUGUCAGAAAAUCAGUGAGUGUGUUUAGAACUCGUUGGAAAUCCCCAGCUGGAGUGUCAUCGGGUGGAACUGGAACUAAGGUGCGACCACGCGGCCACUCUCAGCAUGAAUCACAAAUGCAGAAAUCUCCAGAAACGGCUGUGCUCUCAUCGUGAAUCCUAACAGAAAUUAUGUGAACUUCUGAACCAAAACUCCCCAAAAAAGUUGCAGAGGAAAUUGAACUGGAAUGUCGUCUCAUUGGCGCGGGAAUGCCUGUGAUUUUUGGACAAACUCUCGUGCUGCUCUGAGCUCGUAGCAUAAGGAGGGAAUAACAAACGGAAACACCGGGGAGAUCAGGAAUAUCACCUCCUCUUAUGAAACUGAUUUGACUUGGGAAUACAGUGCGAGGCCUUCCAAAUGGCGGGGAAGGACUACAAUCAUCUCUUCAAACUGCUCAUCAUCGGAGACUCCAAUGUGGGGAAAAGCAGCCUGCUACUCCGCUUUGCAGACAACUCCUUCUCUGGCAGCUACAUCACCACCAUCGGAGUGGACUUCAAGAUCCGAACGGUGGACAUCGAUGGAGAGCGGGUGAAGCUACAGAUCUGGGACACGGCGGGGCAGGAGAGAUUCCGAACCAUCACAUCAACGUACUACAGGAACACCCACGGGGUCAUCAUUGUUUACGACGUGACAAAUCCCGAGUCGUUUGUAAAUGUUAAGAGGUGGUUAAACGAAAUCUCCCAGAACUGCGACAACGUUUGCAAGAUCCUCGUGGGAAACAAAAGUGACGACCCCACCCGGAGACAGGUGGAUACCCAGGAUGCUAUGCGUUUUGGGGAGUCGAUGGGGGUUCGGGUGUUCGAGACCAGCGCCAAAGAAAACAUAAAUGUAGAAGAGAUGUUCAUGGCUUUCACCCACAUGGUGCUCCGGGCCAAGAAGCAGAGCCAGAACCGAGCGGAGCGGGAGCGAGAGCGGGAGAAAGACACGGUGAACAUCAACUCUCACAGAGACCGGGACCGCCGGAAGAGAGGGAAGAAAUGCUGCUAAACAGACUCCACCACAAAGAGCAUUCAGACAAGAUUGGGAAAACGUGCCUUAGGGAGAAGAGCUCUCUGCGUGUCAAAGCUGCAGACGUUUGGAAAUGUGGCGUUCAAUGGCUGCAGGGAGAGAGGGGACCUGAGGCAGAGGGUUUACAGUCUGUCAGCACUGACUGCAUGUAGCAGCCUGGAGGGUAAAUGAGUUAAAGGAUCACUCUGGGGGUUCUCUAUGACAUUUUAGCCCAUUUACUACCACAAUCACACAAAACUAGACGGCACUCAAAGGGAGCAGCGCUUAGACCAGACUGUUAGCGCAUAAGAGAAAUGCAAUGCAUGCCCUUCAGGUGUCAGAGCAGAAACAGCAAUAAGAGUUCUCAUGAGGAGAAUAGGAACAACAAAUGCAAGUAGUAGUAUAAAUAAUAAAUAACAAGAGGAUUGCUGCAGCGAUUCCUAUCUUUCUUGGUCAUUCAGAAAACUGCAAAUAAGAUUUGCUGUUGAAAAUGCUCUCUAUAAACCAGUGUUAUCCUUGCUCUUUUUCGUCAGUGCAAACUUUAGGUUAAAAUCUCCCAAUAACACAGGAAAACUAUCGUACAGGCGUAUAAAUGUAGAGCUCAUUUGCAUACACUUACUUAGCUUGAAACAGGACUCUACUAACGACUUUUCAACAUCUUUUAACCUGCUAAUUAGUUUCUAGAUUAAUUUAAAAUAACAUGGGUGAAAUAAUUCCCAGGUGAUGCUACCAGAUGUUUUAUCUAAUCCAUAUUCCGUUAAAACAUAUCAACCUAGUUUCUACAAAUGAAAGCUCAGACUAAUCUGAAAUGUUGAUAUUUAGGCGUGCAAGGUUAUCGCAACGUUUCGGCGACCUCUGACCUCUUGCAUUACAUUUCCAAGUGUUUAAAUCUGUUGGACAGAUGCCAGGUGUAUGUGUUUUGACCUGAAGGCAUCUACAUCUAAAUAUUGACUCAUAGUGAUCGCUCCACAAGCGGCCAACAGGAAGUGACCGUGUGUGACUCACGUUAAGCCAUUUACAUGACAGAUGCAGUGUUGUCUAGGCCUCAUGUACUGGAGAACUACGCACAAUAACCUAUUGUAGAAUUUAUAGAAAACAAAAUGGACACAGGAAGUGGCAUUAAAGUCCUACCUGCAACUCUCCUAAUUCAUUCAAAUUCCAGAACAUAGUGCAAAAGUGAAAAUUUAGAACACCAUUGACUGUAUUUCCCUGCAACUGUGAUGUUUAAAUAUUGCAGAGAUACAACUGCUGCCUUUAAAUGUUUGUACCCGGGCAUUGAGACGUUAUUGGCUACCGGUGCGUUCACAAAACAUAUAUUUAUGAGAUUUUCGUUAAUUAAUUGUAAGUGAAGCAGCCUUUAACACUAGGAAAAGAUAACACGAUAUCCAAAUCGAGACGAUAUCCCGUCUGUUGUCGCAGUAUUGAUAUGAUAUCGAUAUAUUAGGCAGUCCUAUUUUUAGAUGGCAUUGGAUUUAUAAGUGUGUGAUUGUGGUGUAUGAGCUAAGACAUCAAAUCUCCGGUACGGUCCUUUACCUUUGCACUAGUAAACCACUGUUUAUGUGCCAAUGUUUUAUUUUUAGUUUUGUCUUAAUACAGUAAACCUAUUUACCACUGAAAGGGAACUGGCUGCAGUCCUUACUAAAGUGUAACCUCACACUAACCUGUGUGAUGGCUCCGUAAGCCUUAUUCAGUCGGGCCUUAAAGACUUCAGUGUGUGUAACCUCAGUGCAGUACAGGCCCAAAAUGUUUAUUAGUAUGUUAUUGUUGUUUUUUUAAUAAAAAUCUCUGUUGCCUAGCACGUGUCCAAAUCCAAAUAAAGCAAUAAAUCCAGA
Molecule: messenger RNA, 3382 nt
Organism: Eleginops maclovinus (Patagonian blennie)
Lineage: Eukaryota; Metazoa; Chordata; Actinopteri; Perciformes; Eleginopidae
Product: ras-related protein Rab-35
Exons: 7
Coding region: 921-1550 (209 amino acids)
Biological process (GO): endocytic recycling
Cellular component (GO): endosome membrane; plasma membrane
Molecular function (GO): GTP binding; GTPase activity
Source: RefSeq, a predicted model, not a curated record